Molecule: messenger RNA, 3990 nt
Organism: Symbiodinium sp. CCMP2592
Lineage: Eukaryota; Dinophyceae; Suessiales; Symbiodiniaceae
Source: the annotation of a GenBank genome assembly
AUGUCAGGAGACGAAGUUCGUCAGAAUUCGCAGCACCCGUUCGACGAAUCUGAUGCCGAGUUCUUCUUAAUGAAUGAAUACCCAGGAGUCGCAGCAGGCGUCAUGGUUGAAGUCUGCGUCAAUUGUGCCGGCAUCAUGCAUGGCUGCGCGUAUGUGGUAGGGGCAGCCGAACUUGCGUUGCACCCGACAUCAGCGACCGACUCAUGUGCUUUUCCGGCCCUGGAAGGUGUUCUUAGAUCGCGGCGUGUUUCGGUGGACUUGACCCAACCAGAUGGUGAAGUCAUCGACUUCUUGGAGCGACGGCGCAUGAUUGCUCUGGGAACUUUCAUUGUCAAAAUGUGGACAAGAAGCGUCCUGACAGGGGACGUGGUAGUACCCGCUCGCGCAGAGCUCAAGUUGAUCACACAGGUUCUGCAGCUUCCGGAUCCUGAUGAGACCGCAGCUGUAAGCGACUGUCGGUUCUUGAUCAUGACGGAGGAGCUUGCGGCCGUGAUUGCCCACACGGUGACGGUGGAGAAAAAGAAGCUUCCUGCAGCUGAUGGCGGAUAUGCGCCGACACCGAAGAUUCGUUUCAAAGAAUGGGCUUCCCACCUCGCAGAGGUGUCUGUCAGCUGCCGGGAGAUGCAGAAGCAGGUCCGCAGCUGGGUGUCGCGCUACGAGCGGGCACACGACGGAUCCAUUCGAGAAACUCCGCGCGAGCACUCGUUUGAGCACCGAGUGAGGGUGGUGGACUUCUGGUAUGAAUAUCACAAGGAUGCAUGGAACACGCUGCCCCUGCGUCAUGGCGGCGGCAGGAGCAGAACACCUGGUGGAUCCAGCGGUAAGGCCUCCUCUGGAACGAUCCCUUAUAGUACCACCUUGUCGAGGCAGCCAUCACUGCGGCGGACGCUGACAAAGUCCGACCCGGCUCUCCAACUCUCGAAAAGUGGCAGCGGACUUCUCAAGCUGCCCCCCGUAAGCAACCCGGCGAGGGAGCGAUAUCUGAAGCAAUGUAGCGGCCGCACAAUGACUCCGUUGCCUAUCCCCUUCAUGAUUGGAGAGACUCCCGAUCUGGAUUUGGCUCGGCUUGAUUUGAGCGACGUGGAGCUGGAGGCCAUCGCCGAAACCCUGCCUACAGUCCACGCAGUCCGGAAGGUGGACCUGCACGGCAAUGCUCUCCUGAGUGACCGCUCCUUGAGCAACUUCCUGCGCAGCGUGCAGCUGCCGAGACUUGCUUCCAGUUUGGUGGAGUUGAGCCUAAGUGGCUGCUCCAGGGCAGGGCCUCAAAGUCUCACGUGCAUCAUCUCUCUCGUCAGUGACGCUUCCUACCUUGAGCGGCUGGAUCUGAGCCAAGUGGAGGUGAACCACCGCUACCAGCUGCCACUGUGUGAAGCGAUCAGCGAGCGACAGACCCUGAACUACGUAAAUCUCAGCAGAACGUCUGUGGGGAGUGGCCCCAUCGACCAUGGAUGCCAGUGCAUCGCGACGCUCCUUCAGGGCCAUGUGCAGGAGCUCGAUCUGAGCUGGAACCACAUGUCCUCGCAGCUAUUUCACUGCUUGGGUGAGAAUAUUGCGAGGCAAGCGACGGUGAAGAAGCUCAAUGUCUGCAACUGCUCUGGUGCUGGUAUUGACCAUCUUUCCGUGCCGGUAAACUUCUUCGUGGAACAGCUGCGGAAGGACAACACCUUGACUUCCCUCGAUCUCUCUAUGAGCAGAAUGAACUUUCGUUCGGCGCUGAUAUUGGAGGAUGCGCUGCAGAAUCAUAAGCAGCUCAAGCACUUGUACUUGGCCGACAAUCCGUUGGGACCUCGCGGUUUGAGGUCAGUGCUGAGAACGAUAGCGUCAACGACGAAUGCGCUGAAGUUCUUUGACACAUCUGGAUGUUACGGGGGUGAGGUGCCAGCUGAUCACGAUCACGAGGUCUUUGCGAUGAGCAACCUCCCUGGUUCGGGCUCCUACCAUCUGCAGCUACAUCGACCGUAUCACCGAUCCUUGCUGCGCAUGCUGUGCAAGUCAGCCGAAGGAUUUCGGCUAGCUCCUUCAGAAGUUCUGCUCGUUGUAAGCUCGUCGGAUGACUUCGUCCACGGCACAAAGAAAGGAGGACUCUGGGAAGUACCCAGCAGUGGCGAGGUAACGCUCAGCUUCAAUCUAGAACGCUGCUUCGAGACUCCCUUGUUCAAGGAUGUAGACUCUGACUUUGGCCUGGUGAUCAACAGAUUUUACAGCUUGUCUCGCUUUCACCUUGACUCGAGCAAGGCUGUGGCCGUGUUUGGCCGGUUCGUCGAGCUGGAUGGUUUCCAACAUUCGCAAGCAUGCCUUCUCAAGGCACUGAGUUUCGAUUUUGUUCUCACCAUCUCCCACCUGAAAGUCUUGGCAGAGACUUCGCAGCUCUUCAGGGCACCUUGCAUCAUGAACUUGCUUCCCUCGGUUCUUCGUGAACCCGGCUCGUACUACGUGGCGCAGGGAAUGUAUGCUACAACGCUGGACUGCGUUACAUGCCGGCUGAAGCUCAAACAGCUCCUCAGCUUCACGGUUCGAAAUCCGACGGGCCACUACGAGUUGGCUUUGGACAAUCGAGCAGACUUUGCCGUCGCCGAGCAGCUGGCUCUUCUCGACAAGUGGGAAAUUAUGAUGGACAAGCGGCUGGGGCGAGAAGAUGUAUCAGCCGAGUGCAACCGAUCGCAUGCACGGAAUGCAUUCUACCAAGGGAAACCAAUUCUGACGUCCUCGAUGGCUUUUGCCGACUGGAAGCGGCCGGGCCACGACAAGCUCGAGUUGGACUACGUCAGCUCCCAGGGGCCGCCAAAAGGAGCCCAGGCCAUCACGUGGGCCUCCUUCCGCCAGAUCCUGGAGGCCGUUCAUCAACCCGCGUGUAUGGCACAUGUCAAGGUGUCCGCCCUGCGGAGCCAGGCGCAGAGCUUUUGCAUCGAGUCCAGGCAGCUUCGCGUGCUGGUGGGCACGUUUUCGGAGCCGGCUGACAGAAUUGAAAUCUUCGUUCUCUUCUUCAACCGAGUCGUUGAUCCACAGAACGCGAAGAUGUACAAAGCUCAACUCGAAGACUUCUCAGACGUGAUGGCAUUGAGACGCAGACUGGGCUUUGCGAGAACAUUUCCAUAUGUUCAACCGGAAUUCGACCAAUUCCAGUUGGACCUGCGUUUGCACGACGAGCGUGUGUGCAUGACGGCAUUGCUGGCGCUUUCAGCUCGCGAGAAUGCCGGCAACAUCCGCCACCCUGUGUACGUUUUGCCAGACGGGACUGUUGAUCCGCUUAAGAUGGGCAUUCCUCGCAGCUGGGAGUUCCUGGACCGGGUUCCCCAGGGGGGCCAGUUCAAGUGCAGCUAUGUUUGUGCUCCGGGGCAGCGAAACUUCGAGCUCCGGAAGCAGCUGUGCAAGACGUAUCACUUUUCUGAUGUAAAGGAGACCGCUGUCUCAUGGUGGACCAACAUGAUCGAGGUGCCUUCAGAAGUGAUCGACUUGGUGUUGAUGCUGAAGGAGAGCGGGGUGGAUUUGAACAAGGCCUUCGACUCGAUCGACGGCUUUGACGGCAACGGCGAGAUUGGACUCGGGAAGCUUCAGCAGGGACUGGAAGAUCUGGGCUGGCGAAGGUUCAAGAACCCUUCCUCCGACAACGAAAUGAAGGAGCAAAUACUGGCUAUCUUCCGCUGCGUCAACGUUUCUGGUCAUGGCACCCUUUCCAGAAGCGACUGGAACGUACUGCAGCAGCUCACCAAGGAUGUUGACCACGCCAUUGCGGAGUUCGUGCAGUAUUUGAUGCGCAUAUACGGCUCGAUGCCGGCAGCAUGGGCGGCGCUGGACGUCGAUGUCCAAGAGAGCCUUGGUCGGAAGGCUUGGAUCGAGGCGCUGCGGCAGCUGGGUUACUUUGGACCCGGUGACAUUGUUUUCCGAUUUCUCACGGCAUCUGACGCUUCACGGGCGCGUUUUAUAACCUGGCAGAAGUUUUGCAGGCUUGAAAAGUUCAUCAGCUAUGGUCUCGAACAGGCCACUACCUAA